This is a messenger RNA of Botrytis fragariae, 717 nucleotides long. Its product is annotated as putative pal1-like protein. NCBI's taxonomy places the organism in Eukaryota, Fungi, Ascomycota, Leotiomycetes, Helotiales, Sclerotiniaceae. The transcript is spliced from 2 exons. The coding region runs from base 1 to 717 and encodes 238 amino acids. The record is from RefSeq and is a predicted model, not a curated record.
AUGGCAGCGUCAUUACGCGCCGCGAGUUCCAAUGUCUCUAACCGCACAGUUCAUGUUAAAAUAUUCCCUUCUGCUAGAACAUUUGCGGAGAGAAGAGAGGUGCUGAGGGUUUUGGAGAGGUUUGGGGAGGUUACUAUGUUUAGGAGUUUGAAGCAUCACCCAAUAUCUCCUGUCCAGAACGCAUUCAUAUCCAUCUUCAGCUCCGCGACAGCGGCACAGGAAGUUAUCAAUGCAAGCCCUGUGCGAUAUCGACUGGUUGUCGAACCGGAUCCGCAAGCCUCUCCCACGGUUCCUUCUGAUGAAAGUACGUCUCCACAAAACCCAAAUGAAAAGGUCUUCUCUCUUUCUCUGAACAUUACUCGCUACACCCACGACCAAUAUAUUUCUCAUCCCCUCACCAACCCUCUUUAUGGUCCAUUCAAACCUAUUGACCCGAAGAGAUCUGGAGUCACCGCGCAUUUGAACAAAGGCUUAGAACCUAGUAUGUGGAGUAAAGGUUUGGCGGAUUGGGAUAGUGAUGCGGGGAAGAGGAGUGCAUGGAAUGACGAGGACAAUGAUGGAGGUGAAGAAGGAAAAAUCUUAAAAAAGAGGAGGAACGAUUCGUCAAGUUCGAGUGUACCUUUAAGAUUGGUUGAAAAAGAUUUGGAGGCUCGAAGGGAAAGAAGGCCGAAGGUUAUGGAGGGAUUGGCGGGGUUAGUUGGAGAGGGACAUCAGUGA